AUGGACAGCCCCAGCGUCGAGGAGGAGGAUGCCCAGCUGCGUGUGCAAAUCGAAGACUUGCGGGCGGCGCUGGGCCGGUCGGAGCAGGGAAGGCUGGCGGCCGAGGAGCGCGCCUCGCAGGCGGUCCAGGGCCAGCGGGCGGCCUUGCAGCAGGCCCGCGAGCUGCUGUCGCUGCAGAGCCUCUUCAAGCACGCCGUGGAGGAGAACCGGGGGCUGAUGGUGCAGCUGCAGGCGUGCCGGGUGCGGAUCGCCCAGCUGGAAGCCGUCGGCGGCCCUGCGGCUGCUGGCGCUCCCUGCGGCGCCCAGGAGCCCGAGGCGCUCGAAGCGCGCCGGUACCCACCGCUGCCCUCGUUAUCAGAGAUGCAGGCAGCAGCGGUGCGCGAGGCAGCACCACAAGGAGGCAGCCACCUGCUGCCGACUGCUCUGCCGCCCUACCAGCAGCAGCAGGAGCAGCACCAGGAGUUGCCCGGCGUGCAGCAGCCACAGCCGCCGCCAGCCAACCCCGACUUGCAGCGGGUGUACGGCGAGCUGCAAGCCCUUCAGCUUCGCCUGCAGGCAGCAGAGCAGCGCCUGCAGCUGCAGCCCCUGCCCCCAGCGGCCAGCCAGCAGCAGCAGCAGCGGUACCCCACAAUCCAGCCUCUGGCAGCGCACGCUGCUCCUGCCAGUGCUGACGUCAACAGAUGGGGCAACUCAUCAAGCGGCAGCCCGAAGGCGGCGUGCCGGCCUCCCUCUCCCACCAACAAGCACCAGGAGCACCGCGACAGCUGGCAGCUGAUCCGGGAGCUGAAGCAGCGGCGCGCACAGCUGGAGGCGGCACGCCAGGCUGCCGCCAGCGCCGAGCUGGCCAGCCGCGCUCUGGAGUCCCAUGUUUCUCCACGGCAGCAGCCUGAGCCGCGCCCAACCAGCACGGAUAGGUGGCGGCGGCCUUUCCACCACAGCAGCGCCGCUGGCGGAGGCGCGGGGCGCAGCACCAGCCGCUCCCGCUCGGAGCAGGCAGAGGUUGACUGGCUGCUGAUGGCUGGCAGGCCUACCACGCUGCUGGGAAGUGGCAGCGACGGGAGCGGCGGCGGCGGCAGCAGGGCCUACAAGCGGCAGGGCCGUCGGGGCAUGAGUGGGUCUUGGGUGGAGCCACUGGUGCUGGCAUAG
Messenger RNA from Chlorella variabilis, 1146 nucleotides. RefSeq lists its product as hypothetical. The transcript has 5 exons. NCBI's taxonomy places the organism in Eukaryota, Viridiplantae, Chlorophyta, Trebouxiophyceae, Chlorellales, Chlorellaceae. The record is from RefSeq and is a predicted model, not a curated record. The coding region runs from base 1 to 1146 and encodes 381 amino acids.